AUGACCAAGUCACCUGGAGGUUAUGAAGGGCUCCUGGAGCGAAUCCGAACUGAGGUCAAUCUAGUUAAAGAUCAAUUGCGUCGCAGUCUUGAAGCAAGAGAAGCUAAAGGAUAUGUGAACAUUAAUAAUAAUAAUAAUAAUAAUAAUAAUAAUAAUAAUAAUAGUAAUGAUAACCGUAAUAAGAGCCAUUACAGCAGCAAUAGCAACAGUAGGCUCCCAUCACCAUCACCUGGUGUCUCUACGAGUCCAGGUGUUCUUCCCUGCACUGUGUUAACUCCCCCUGCAGAGAUCAUACGCCCUUCACCAUCACCCGCAGAGCCAACGGCAGGACUGCGGAAGGAAGGAUUACUCCGUCAUCUCGUUAGAGGAGCGUUUGGUGGAGAGAAAUUUGUACUUCAUUUCAUUGUUGUAGAUGAACAUAAAGGCAUUAUGUGGUAUCCGUCUGAGAAAGAAUAUCGUUCGGCACCGUUAAGUCCAUUAGGGCGUAUUCCGUUUUGGAAAGAAACGAGAAAUUCACGUGGAAGUCGUUUUAAAAGUGCUGCUGUUUGUUGGCCACUUAUUUUAAAAGAAGAUUGCCCAAAGGCUACAGAUCCAACGAUGAGUUACUUCGCUAUUGAAUAUUUAAAUGAAAGUAACUCUCAUGCUAAAGUUGUCUUCGCUGCAGUAAGUGAGACCGAGCGUAAUGAUUGGGUCUUCUUCAUUACACACUUUAUUGAUAUGUAUUUAGCACCACGUGCGGAGUCUGAGGAG
Messenger RNA from Trypanosoma theileri, 750 nucleotides. RefSeq lists its product as uncharacterized. NCBI's taxonomy places the organism in Eukaryota, Euglenozoa, Kinetoplastea, Trypanosomatida, Trypanosomatidae. The transcript has a single exon. The annotation marks the transcript as partial. The record is from RefSeq and is a predicted model, not a curated record.